AGUGCGAGUAAAGGUGACGAGGAGGAGGAGGAGGAGAGAGAAAAAGGCGAUCAGUGUGCGGUGUUUGUGAGUGCAAGAAGAGUAUUUGUCCGGCAUUCUGAAUCUAUCGACGGAGAAGGCUAAUUCAUUCGCUUCCAAGCUUUUGUUGAAGCAUUUUGGAGCCCAGUACAAGGUGAAGGUGAACUUGCUGAACUAUGGAUAACGAGAAAAUAGUAGAGGAAAAUGCAAAUGGGGAAAGUCAGGCGGAGGGAAGUGCCAGAAUCACACCUGAGAAACUUAAUGCAAUGCUCUAUUAUAUGGAACAGCAUAGUGAAUUCGCAUCUAAUAAGCUGCUUGGAGCAAAUGGAAAGGCGAGCAAGAAGGCGCAGUGGCAGAGAUUGGCAGAUCUCGUCAGCUCAUGUGGUCCAGCUAAGGAUAUCAAGCAAUUGCAAGCUGUCUUGUCAAGACAAAGAGGCAAGGCAAAAGAGUACAACGCUGAAAAGGUUAGAGCAGCAAGGCGAACUGGAAAUCACACUGAAGUCCGGUUUAUUGAAAAUCCUAUAAUGGAGAAGAUAUUGAAGAUAGUAGGAACAAAGCACAAAAAUGGUCUGGAAAUUGUUCCAGAAGUUGGUAUCGCACCAGCAAAGUUGAAACGAAAGCCAAAAAAGAGCAUUAUUGUCUACGAGCUUCCACUUUCUCUAACAACCACUUCAGGAGCAUCUCCAGUGACUGCAGCUGGUGAAAUCAAAAUGAAGAAUGCAUCGUUCACUUCACCUGUUACUCGACCUCUGCAUUCUGCAGCAACUACUAGUACACGUACUAGUGAAUCUGCAGCAACUUCAGCUAACAGUGCAUUGUUCACUGCGUCUGCAACUCCAGCUCUCCAUCAAUCAGCAUCUGCCACUGGUUCAGGAAUGAAAGAUGCAUCAAUUCCACCUAACAAGGAGGCAUCCACUACGUCUGUCACUCGAGCUCUUCUGAAAUCACAAUCUGCCAGUCUGUCAGCAACUAAAGCUGCAGCGACUCUAGACAACCCAGUGAUCAAUACCAGACGAGCUCUCCAUCACUCAGCACAUGUCAGUGCAUCUGCAGCUCAUCAUAGCAAACCAUAUGAUACGUUUGCUGUACCACCAAAGUACACUUCAAGAAGGUUAAAAGUAAUCAAUCCUACGAAAGAAAUGACAUUAUCAAGGUGUGUCACUCCAGCUCCUCGCCAAUCAGAAUCUUCCAGUGGUUCAACAAGUGAAGCUGCAGCGACUGUAGACAAGGAAGGGAUCAAUAGCUCUAUCAGACAAACUCUCCAUCACUCAGCAUAUGUCGGUGCAUCCACAGAACAAGCUCCACCGAAGUAUACCACAAGAAGCAGCUCUAGAGUAACAAAGCUCACAAAUGAUACGCAAUCAAACUGCAAGUCUGAAAUGGAAGAGACAGCAGAGAACAAAUUUUCAGCAUCUUUGGAAUACAGCAAAAUCUACAGCAGUUAUGUUAGUUCUUGGCAAAAGAAUGCUAAAGCUUCUAAAGAUGCUAAGAAAGAAGUGGCAUUGGCUGCGGUGGCAGAAAACUCAAACUCCAUCAACAAACUUGUCGAGACGGUAAUUGAACUGAAAGAGGUGCAAGCGAAAAAGUGUGAGAUUCUUCGAAGGCAUUGUUACAAAACGGAGCAAUAUUAUGAAGAAAGAAUGAAGCUUGGGAGGUCCAAUGGAUUCAUUUCAGAUGAUUUUAUUUAAAAAAUGGAACUUCUUAAAGUGGAAAAAGAAAUAGACAAUUUGCGCAAAGAGAUAGUAAAAACCACAAGUUUUACUCCAAAAAAUCAACAAGAUCUUAGUUGGCCAAUUGGUAAUCAACCAGGAAGUAAUGCUAUGAAUCGAUUUGAUAUCUUAAGAUGGACAUAUUUUAAUAUGACUCAUGUAUUUCUUGAUAAUGCCUUUGGCUAAUAGCAAUGUAACUAUAUUGCGUUUAAAAAUACCGAAAUUGAUCAUGAUUAUAUUCAUUAUCUGCAAAAUACAUUAUGUUGAAAAAUGAAAAUAAGUUCUUUACUGGUAUAAAAAAUUAUCCCCAUCAUUUUACAUAAGUAAAACUUUAUAGAGUUUAGGCAUUCAAGUAUCGAGGUAUUAUUAGAAUUACUUAGACUUGUUAAAAUCUUCGAAAGUUCUUUUUUACAUUAAAUAUUAUUAGUAUCACGGAAGACUUCGAAAAAACCAAA
Nasonia vitripennis (jewel wasp) is the source of this 2182-nucleotide messenger RNA. RefSeq lists its product as uncharacterized. The transcript is spliced from 6 exons. Bases 195 to 1706 code for a protein of 503 amino acids. Lineage: Eukaryota; Metazoa; Arthropoda; Insecta; Hymenoptera; Pteromalidae. The record is from RefSeq and is a predicted model, not a curated record.